This is a messenger RNA of Caenorhabditis auriculariae, 4572 nucleotides long. The record is from the annotation of a GenBank genome assembly. NCBI's taxonomy places the organism in Eukaryota, Metazoa, Nematoda, Chromadorea, Rhabditida, Rhabditidae.
AUGUCUGAAGAAGACUUGGACGACGACAUCGGCCUUAAGCCCGUCUGAUUGAACUUUCACGUUCUUUCAAAAAUUGAUGAAUUGUAGGGAGUGAUUGUGGAAAGUUCAAAAGCCAAGUACACAAUAAUCAAACUUCUGGGAGAAGGGGGUUUUGGCGCCGUUUAUAAGUAAGUAGGAUAGAUUAUAAAAAAAAAAGAAAGAUGCAUUUUUUCCAGAGUUCAUGAGACAAACAACAAAGAAAAAUGCUACGCCAUGAAGGUAGAACGAAAAAUAGAAACAAGACGUCAUUCUAAGCUCAAAAUGGAAGUUUACAGACCGGAAAUUGUGGUAGAUUAUCAAAAGAAAGUUUCAGAUAAUGAUCCUGAAAGUAGUGUCGGCGGAAAGGAAACAGUCGCACUUCACCACGAUAGCCGACCGCGGAAAAAAGGAAAAAGAAGGAUUCUUUUUCCUGGUGAUGGAACUAGUCGGCAAGAGCCUGGCUGAUCUGAAGGGAGCCCGACCAGAUAAGGUGUUUUCGCCGCCGACAGGUCUCAGCGUCGCGCAGCAGUGCCUUGAGGCCUGCGAAGACCUCCACAAGUACGGCUUCAUACAUCGUGAUCUGAAGCCGGCGAACUACGCCUGUGGCAUAAAGGAUAAACACAUCGUUAGUCUUUCCCCGAUGGAUCUCACUUCGGAGGUAAUACAGAUUUACAUACUUGACUUCGGAAUCGCUCGCAAAAUUUUGAACGAGAAGAAUGAGCUGAGAGCACCUCGGGAAUCGGUUCGAUUUAAGGUUCUCUAUGCAAUUUGAAUGCUGAAAGCUGAUCUUGGAUAGGGAACAGUAAAAUUCGCCUCUAUAUCGUGUCACAAGAACGUAGAACUCGGAUGGAAAGAUGACUGCGAGAGUUGGUUCUAUCUACUACUUGAUCUUGUCGUCGCAUCAGGUCAAUAAUUAUUUGAAUCUUUUUAGAUUUCUGCAGUUCAGGUCUUCCUUGGAGACGAUUAAGCGAUAAACACGAGGUCCAAAAAGUCAAGGAGGAGUGCCGAACAUCAAAAAGAGUAGAGUUCACUUUGAAAUUACUCCUCUACACCGCAAAUUUCCACAGAAUCGGUGCUAAAAGACAGUUGGAGAGUUCAUAUAAACUUUUAUAAUCUAGAGUUCAUACCGCUGUGAGACCUUUUGACUUAAUCUAAAGCUUCUUCUUGUUCUUAAGAUAAAAGUGUCGAUUUUUUCAUUUGGAAAACCAGAAAUGAUGUUAGGGAAGACGACUUAAAACCCAUUUGCAUAAUCAAACGAAAUUGUGCCGUUGCAAAGAAUGGACACGAUUUUAUCUGGUAAGAAAUUGAGAGAAAUUUUUGCCUUUUCAAAAAAAAAAAUCAUUUAUUUUUGCAGGUUUUGGCUGAACUCAUAGAUUAGAAGGACAGUUUGUAACUGUCAAUUUACAAUGCUGAUAUGUAUAGGGACCACAGCCCUAUUUUUCGAACUUAAGCUAGCUUCUCGUUUUUGUUAUAAAAAUAAUGAUUUUAACAUUUAGUAUGCGAAAAACAGAAAAAGAAAAAAACGAAAAAUAUUAAGAAUAAGAGGAGAAAACAAUAUUUAAAAGUAAUCGAAAAGCAAAAUUUUUUGCACUGAAAAUUUGGAUUUGCGAAUUCUCAUGCAAUCUGCGCGCACUCUUAUUUGCAAGGGCGGCACGGUUUCAGGAGCCAAAAGAGAAGGUUUUACGAGCUGUAAUUCCACUUUACCUUCACUUUCGUCUCAGUGACUGCACAAAUACCGCCUACAGUGCUUUUUGAGUCACAUGAAAAUGCGAUUUCGCCCACUUUUAUUCACCUUUUUUGUUGAAAAAAUUUUUUCGGCGAUCUUGAAUUUUCGAUUUUUUUGCUUUUUUGUUUGAAAAUUAAAAGCUCUUAUGAAUGAGUAAGAAAAAACGCGUGUCUUCGACCGGGAAAUGUUUCAAAACAACUCGCAAAAAAUUCUCCAGCUUUUUUACCACUCAAAAACAGUACAUUUUCUUGUAGUUGUCAACGAGUAUUAUUUGAGCAAUGUUUUUCUCAAUAUGAAAAAAGCAUAAAAACCUUCUAAUACUGCAUUGCAAUUGAGAAAACAAUUUUUGACUUUGCGUGCCUCUCAAUUUUUUCGGCGAUCAUAGAACUUUCAUUUUUUCGGCUUAAAAAAUUUCAUUUGCUGUUUAUAAGUCGUUUUCAAAAAAUUAACUUUGUCCGCGACCUACAUGAAUAUCAAAACGCAAAACUAAGUUUAUUUUUCGAACUAGCAUCACUAUUCCGUACGACACUCCGUUGAAACACAUGGAAAGUACCUAAAAACCUUUUCAACGGAAAGAGGAACCUUUGCUACAUGUAUGCUGAAAUUUUUAUCAUUUGUCAUUUUAUUUUUGUUUCUAUCGGCUGUACGAAACAAUCAAAGACGAAACACCGAAAAAAUGGCCUUUUUUCAUCUCGAAAAGGGGCGGGGCUUUGCGGUCGCUAGAUAUAUAUUCUCAUACUAUCCUUUCCAUCUGGAACGAAAAUUGGAAAAUGAAAGAUAUUUGAAAGAAAAUUUCGUUAUUUGUUUAUCUACACAUUUUUACGAGAGAAUUGUCCAAGAUUUCUGAGUAUUUGAGCUGGCAAUGACUCGAACCAGUUUCAUAAAAUAGAAACCAUUUUGUUAGGCACCACAAGCCAUUUCUCGAAAAAAGUAAUGCGUAGUCGAAUCUUACACCAUCUGAUAGAACAUGCUUUCCAAAAAUCAAAUCAAUUUAGCUUUUCGAAAAAUUUUGAUCUUGAGCCGAGUUAUGAAGCUUUUAGUGACGCGCGAGAAAGCCGAAAAAUCUGGCGUUUUCCGAGAUUUCGGCUGCCGCCGCAUUGUUUUGACUCGUUUUCCAUUCAUAUUCAACCGUUUUUGAAUCUGUUUUUGUUGAAAACUGAUGAAAAUGCUUCUCUGAGUUUUAUUCGCAUAGUUUAGGGUUUUUACAAAAACAAUUAGUUCGAAAAAUAAGAAAAAAGGAUCCUCGGCACCAACGGAAAAAAACUUAUAUGAUAUUUUCUGUUCGAUCAUCAAGAUAAGGCACUCUUACAGUUACAUAAACAAGAUAAUGACAAAUAAUAUCAAUUAUCAUAGAAAAACACAAAUUUUUAAUUUCGGAUUUCCCAUUUUUCGCCCGUAAAACGAUUAUUUUCCUUCAGAACGGCGCAAUAUCACGCACACGACACGCUUCGACACGCAAAAAUAAAAUAAAAAAUUGACCGUUCUCGGUCAUUCAAAAUGCUCAUUCUUUUUUCGGCACCGCCAGAUUUUUUAAAAUUUUUUUCUAAAAAUGUGAAAUUGUAAAGGCAAAAACAUAUCCAAAAAGAAAACGUGAAACGAUAUUGCUCUUGUGAAACGCUCCAAAAAACGUAAUUCAUUUUUGCGUGCGUUUUUGUAAAUACAAAUUUAAACUUAUUUUGCUCGGUUUUUUGAUGCCUUUUUUCUGUUUUCACGUUAUUUAGACUUUUUUUUUCAAUUUUUAAACAAAGAAAAUCACUAGGUUGUCGCGGAAUUUUUUUCGCAUUUUUGCUCCAAACUUUUGUAUUUUUUGAGUGUAACUUUACAAGCUUCGUUCUUUUUUCGGCACCGCCAGAAUUUUUUUGUUUUAAUAUAUUUUUUGAAGGAUGUCAUAAUGAAUAAGAUAUCCAAAAUUCAGAUGUGAACCGCAUGUAGUUUCGUGAAACGAGUUUUUUUUGUGAACUGUAUCGACUUUUUGUGGAAAUUUCCUUUUUUUUUGGGUUACAUUUCGAAAAUUGCUGGAUUUGAAAGUCAUCUAGUUUUGUAGAGCGAUGUCGAUUACAUAGGAAAGUAAGAAGUAUGAAUUUUUCAACUUGCGCUUUGCUCACUAAAAUAGCUUCAAACCAGUUUUUCACCCGAAUUGUCGUUAAUUUUGGUGCGAUGAAGGGGCGAGGCUUUGCCGCAAAGCCUUUGCGCUCCCUACAUUUUGUGAACUAUUUGUCUAUAGAGUUUCCAUAAUGAUACCACUGUAUAGUCUCUGUGUACCACGACUUGGAAUUUCACCGAACGACAUUCCGCUGUUCCGCUGCGUGCCUCUGAUUUAUCGUUUUAUUUAAGAACUCGACCAGCCCGUGUUCCUAGUUGAACAGUCCUUCUAUGAGGAAUGAGAACGAAUCCAAAGCGAGACCGAGGACGCUGUUUCGCUGCCUCGCAAAGACGCUUCGCGACGCAGCGAAACAGCGGAAUGUCGUUCGGUGAAAUUUCAAGUCGUGGCACACAGACCAUACAACGUAAAUUAUUUGGGGUGAAAAAAGCUUUGUUCCCCGAUUUUCGAUAUUUUCGACUUUGAAAAUUCGAAGCUAAAGAUAUAGUAAAAAUCUUGAAAGAGUUACUUUUUAGGAGUCAAUGAUCGGAUCACUGAAGUGCAAAGAAGAACUCGGGAAAAUUAUGGAUUACAUCGACUCGUUGAAGUAUCCUGAUAGGGUUGAUUAUCACUACGUCUACAAACUCCUUGAAGAAGUCUUUUUAUCCUGUGUUCUAUUUAAAACCCUCAAUUUAAGGGAGCAAUUGUUUGUGGCGGUUCAAUCUCCGCUCCCUACGACUGGGAAUGA